Molecule: messenger RNA, 7282 nt
Organism: Pseudopipra pipra
Lineage: Eukaryota; Metazoa; Chordata; Aves; Passeriformes; Pipridae
Gene: TEDC2
Product: tubulin epsilon and delta complex 2
Exons: 10
Coding region: 16-1728 (570 amino acids)
Source: RefSeq, a predicted model, not a curated record
GGACCGGCCGGGACGAUGCUGCCCGCGGGCCGCGGCGGGCGGGCGGCGGCGGCGCUGAGGGCGGCGCUGGGCGCGGGCGCGGAGCGGCGGCGGGAGCUGGAGCGGCGGGCGGAGCGGGGCCGGGCGCUGCUGCGGCCCUGGGGCGGCGAGGAAGAGGAGCAGCCGCAGCCCGGCUCCGGCGCCGGACACGAGAACAGGCCUUCACCCAAGGAGCUGGAGGAGCUGGAACUGCUGAACAGGGCCUUAGAGAAGGCACUGAAAGUCAGGAAAAGCAUCUUGAAAAGUCCAUUAGAGGCCCCGGGAACUACAGGAAAGAAAUUGGCAGGUGAGGGACCUGCUGCCAGGAAGGCUGAAGAGCAGCAGGUGCCUGUACCUGUUGAGGAUGUUCCUGAGAGCACAAAGGUGGGAACUGGAAGCAAAAAGCCUGGCUCUUCAAAGAAGCCCUCUGCAUACCAGCUAAGAGCCCCUUAUAGGACUGACCCAGAUGUGAAGAAACCACAAAGGAAAGCCCCAGCCAGAUGUGUGUCUCAAGGUCCCAGGACAUCUGGGAAGAGCUCCUCAAAAGGGGUGGCUUCGAAACAAAGAGGGAGUCAGAGGACAGCAACUGGCAGUGCCACAGAGGUCUGUGCUCCAGCUGAACCCCAAGAGACACUUGGCUCGUCCAAAUCUGCCCCAAAUGAGCAGCAAAGUUUUUCUGUGGGGGAUUCAGCUGGGGGAAAGAACUCAAUAGCUGCUGGCCAGGAGUUAUUUGAUGCAGGGAAGAAAAGUUGUGGUUUCCUGGGAGAGUCCAGCAAAAAGGAGGACACUGCAGGUGCAUCAGGAAGGAGCCUCUCACCUGGGACAGGCACCCUUUGGGAAAAGGGAUGCCAGCUGAAGCUCCCCCUUCCCUACAGGAUAGCCUAUUCCAGGAACUCCAGGGCAUGGGAGAAAUGUCAUCUGUGCCAAACAAGUGCAGAUGCAGCAGCUGCAAGGGCCCGUUUUAUGGAGAGGAUCCAGACAACUUUUUGUUCACCGAAGGCAGACUUCAGUCCUGCAGAGAUAGAGGAGGAAUUGAGGGUCCUCCAGGAUGUCCCCUCCCGUCUGAGGCAGUAUGUGGAAGCUGAGACUGCAGACCCUCCCACUCUACAAGGGGAGUAUGAAAGCCUUUUGACCUUGGAGGGUUUGCAAACCACAGUUGCUCAGUGCCUGCAGAAGCUGCAGCUUCUUCGAGCAGCUCUGGAGUCCCAGCUGAGGCUGCGCCCAGACUGCACUGGGGAUGUGGGAAGCUGCUCCCCAGCCUGUGUCCCUGCCAGGGGACAGAUAUGUGACACUGCAGGAGUGCUGGCUCUGCCUCUCCUGUGUUACUCCAGCUUCCAGGAGCUGAGGGACCUGUUUGCCUUGAAGCUGCAAGUGUCAAUGCUGCACCAAGAGAUUGCCCUACAAAAGGUCUCACACAGCUUUCCAGAACAGCCUGAAGAGGGGCAAAGUCUGAUCCAAACCAGCUGUAUUCUUCCCCAGAGUGGCAUGGCUUCCCUGGGGAUGCUGUCGGCAAGAGCAGUGCCCACAAAAAAAAGGAGGAGAAUACAUCCCAUGUCCAGACUAAUGCCCAAACCUCCCCUUUCCUGUGUCAGUCCCAUUGGCUCCUCUGAUUCUCCAUCUCACCUGCCCCAGAGCCUCCUGCUCACUGCCCAGCUCUGCUUCUCCAACAGUGUGGAUUUUUUGCCUAAUUUUUGGCUUUCUCUCAGCUGAUGCAGAAACAGCUGGGCCCCAUCGGCUCGGGGGAAGCUCUGACCUGGGAAAGGCUCCAGGUCUCUUACGUUUGCUGCAAUAGCUCAUUCCUUUCCUCUCUCCUUCAGGAAAACCAAUUAAAAAAAAAAAAAACAAAACAGUGCAGGAGAAGCCAGAGGAGAUGGGAACUGUUUGUGCCAUCUCUGGUCUCAGUGCCUCCUGAUCCACUCAUGGUAAAGGUGGCACAAAAGAUUUUGCCCACAAAAAUAAGUCUCUGCUGAUGGUCAGAGCUGGGCAGCGGGAUUUUGUGCUCAACCUCCUCCAGGCUGUUUGUGUGUCCAUUCCCUUCUCCCUCCUCCUCCUCCUCCUUCUCCCUGCCCAGGAGCCCCGGGUGGCAUCUCUGUGCUCUGCCAUGUGCUGCAAGUGUGUGAUUCAGUGCCAGAGCAGCGCAGAGCCAACAUCACCUACCUGUGCUCAACAUUGCUGUUUAAAAAUAUUUAAUCCUGAUAGUCAGGAUUUGGGCACUGUAGGGAAAGGAAACAGUGCCUGGGGUCCCUAGUGGGUAUGGUGCCAGUUCCCAGAGCCUGGCCCUGUGGCAGGCACCAGCUCUCCUUCCCAGGUGUCCUGUCCUUCCUGCAGCUCUGCUGAUCUCCAGCUCCCAGCGGCCUUUCAGCAUCCUGCCUUCCUGGCUCUUACCCUGCUGCUGCCCUGCCUGAACAGCAACACCUCAAACCACAAAUCCCCCUGCACCUCACCUCCAGCCCCUUUCCUUCCAGGUCCCCUGACUGGUCACCCUCUGUCCCCCCCAGUGUCACCUCCGGGUGCCCCACCAUGGGCUCCCAGUGAGGGUCCCCAAGCCAGGGGACAAAGCUGGCACAGGGAGAGAGAGCAACUUGGAAGGAGGUGAUGGCGUUGGCACUGCACACAGAGGAACCAAAGGGGCUCUGGGGAGUGUCUGGAAGUCCCAGCGCCCGUUCCCUCUGGAUUUCACCUGCCAUGGGGCUGCAGCAGCGUGGCCCUGGGGGCGGGGGACAGCUGGGCCAGUGUCCCUGCCCCAGCGCUGCCUGGCGAUGCAGAUUGGAAAAACACAUCUCAGGAGUGAUCCCGGCUGGGCUGCAGGCAGCUGCCUGCUCACAGCCCGAAAGAGUUAACAGGCAACCGGGCCGAGCCGGUCCUCCCACCGGCAUGAGAUCACCGCUGCCACCGCCAAUCCUUGCUCCAGUCCUCCUCCAGUCCUCGCUCGGUCUGGCAGCAAAGGAGCCGGGAGCCAAAGCUGGGAGUGAGAGCAGCAGCAGACAAGACCCUGGCCCGUCUGCACCCCGAGCCGCCGGACAAAGCGACCAUGUAGGAUCCGGAAUCUUCCCUCCGUCACCGGCACGGCAGCGGCUCGUGGUGGGACAGAGACUUGCGUCCAUCCCACGCGCGCGUUGUGCUGCUCCGUCCUGGGUUUUCUCGUCAACAUGAUGGGCUGCAAGUCCAACUCACUCACUUGCCUGCAGGGAGGAAAACCAGGGCUGCCGCUGGCCACGGCCACCGACUCCACUGCCACACUCAACAAACUGGCCCUGGCCACGGGCGGGACCGAGAAAUCCUGGUACCGCUGCAUCUUCCCCUUCGGCAUCGUCUCCGUGGUCAUCGGCGUCGCAGCGACGUGCAUCACCUUCACCAUCAAUGGCCCACAGAUGGACAUCGCUAAGGUGGUCUCGGUGGCCACCUUGAUCUUCGGGGUGGGCCUGCUGGUGGCCGCCUACGUGUGCUGGCGGGCCAAGCGGCAGCGCAAGCGGCACCGGCAGGAGCCGGUGGCCCUAGAGCAGGGAGCCCUAUGACCCGGGCUGGGGGCAGAGGCUCAGCUCCACCCGGAGCCCCCUGCUUAUACACCCCUCUCCGCGAGCAGAGGGGUGACAGCACCGGCUUUGUCGCACCCGAGGAGGUCCGGACCCUGCCCGAGGUCAGCUUGCCGUCAUUCUCCACCCCGCCGAGCCGCCCGCGCCAGCGCCCGGCCAUCCCCGCUCCCGGCACGGGGUAGGGGCAGCCCGGCCUCGCCUGCCCGGGACCGGCAUGGAAAGAGCCCGGAGAGUGGCCAAGGAGCGAGUCACCGCACAGGGACCUGUCCCUGCCCGCACCGCCCGGCAGCCGCAGCGAGCCCCCGGCGCUGCGCUGCGCCGGGAGACCGAGGCAGCCCCGCGCCCCCCGCUCGGUGCCGGAGGAGUCCAGCGUCACUUCUGUCCUCUGGUGGUUUUUCCCUGUGGCGCAGAACAGAAGGAGUUUCGAAAGAAACUCUCUGGGUGCGGGGAGCACCCGGAGAGCUGCGAGGCCGGCCGGGAGUGGGGCUGCGGGAGGCAGCGAACAGCGAUGGGUUGGCCUGGCACGGAGCCCCUGGGACAGCGUGGGGGACAAGGGAGGGCGGGAGCUGAGCGUGGCGGGGGACAGCGGACCUUGGCGGCGGCGGGGGGACGCGGGGAGCAGAGGGGACUGGAGGGGGCAGAGGCUGUUGGGGGUUUGUUGUUGGCGGUGCGGCAGGUAGAGGAGGAACUCGGGCUCUUUCCAUCCCCGUGGGGGUGAGCCAGCCCGGGGAUGUCCCGGGGGACAUGUCCCCUCUGCAGGGAUGCCCAGGGCGAAGGGGAUCGUGCUGUGAGCUCGCAGCAACAUUGCCCGGCUUAGGUGUGGCUUAGGUGGGAGUCUGAGAGCAAUUCUGUUGGGGAGAAGGAGCUAGAGGUGCAGCAAAAAGGAGCAAAUACAUUUUUGCCUCUUUUUUUUUUUUUCUUUUGAAAAGAAGUGCGUGUUCCCAUUCUUUGAAUUUAGCCUUGAGCUCAUGACCCUAAAAAAGAAGCCUGAGACGUGCAGGAGGAUCCCUCUCCGGAUGCCCUGGUGCCCCGACGCGGAGGCUGCGGCAGAUCGCGCUGCUGCCCUGCCCCGGCUGGCCCCGCACCCAGAGGAGCCUCCCAAAACCAGCCCCUCUCCGGGCUCCUGCUCACGGGCAGCGCUGCCAAGAGCUACAGAGCAGCCACGCUCCCGGCCCGCGGCAGCUGGAGGCUGUCCAUGCACAGCACAGACAGCGAAUAAGGCCAAAAGCCACGAGUGGGGACACACAGGAGCAAAGCCGAGCUUGUGCCGAGCGCCCGGGGAGCCGGGACACAGCCGACUGUGCCAGGCCCCGUGCCACCCUCCCUGCCCACAGCUCUGAUCCCGACGGCUCUGGCUCCAUAACUAACGCGUGCUCCACAGCCCCGGGAGCUGCUGCUUGUCACAGUGUGCAUGGCCCGGAGCCACCAUUCUCAGGAUAGUGAGAUGUUAGGAUACCAGGGCUUGGAGUCCCAGCCCUACAAAUCCAGGCUCAAACACCCACGGAGUUUGGGAGUUUUGGGGACACUUUCAGCCUCAGCUCUGAUCAAAGCUUUACUUCCAUGAGCAAUUAGGAGAAGAGACGAUGUCACAGAGCCUUGCCCUGUGGCAAGUGAUAAGUUUAGCAGGCUCUGAGCCCAGACUGUUGUUUCAGGGUGUUUAAAUAUCUGUAUUUUUUGGUUUCAGCCUCUCUCAGGGUUAGCAAACCAGGGGUUUCCUGCCAGGGGGACUCAGCAGUGCAUGGGGGAUGCUCAGUGAGGCAUUCAUGUAUUGAGGGUUUGAAGUGCCAGCUCGGUUUUAUCAUUACUACUUUUUAUCACAUUCUUCUUGCUCUAAUGUUUCAGCAAGCAGUUUUGUGGCUGCCUGCAGAUCCCUCUGCUCUCACCUUGCUCAUCAUGACCACUAGGGCCAGCAGCCCUGCUCCUGAUCCUGCCCAAAUUGAUCUCACUUUUAAAGUGCUCAGCCCUUCUCCCCCCACUCUGAAUGUGCAGAUGGGUUGUCCAGGUGCACCGAAGGAAAGCCUUGGAGCCAGCCCAAAAUGUCUGAUGUCAGGCCCCGUUAUGUCUCACCCUUCUUAGAUCUUCAAAUCCAGUUCCCCGGAGCCAAAUCCCCUCUCUCCUGCUCUCAAUAACCUCGGGGCAGCUCUCCACAGGGCAGUGCCCAGGCGGAGCCCAUCCCAGAGACAGCCUGGAUGGGUCCAAGUGCCAACCCUGCCCAGUCCUGCACAGACUGAGGUUUUCUUUUGUUUCUGUUGAAAGUUUUAAGGGAUUUGAGUUCUGCAGUGAGAGGCACAGACACACAAUCCCUCCUGCUGCCGGAGGGACAGACUCCAGGAGGUUCCCCUGCGGGGCUGCGGCCGCUGCACACGCUGGUUGAACAGCAAGUCCUGGGGAAAUUCAGCUCCUUAAACAGCAUCAGGGAGGUUUCUUGGCUGCAGGAAUAGAUGGCUGGUAAAGUUAUGCCCAGCUCAGCAAAUAAACUGAAAGAUGAAAGGCCCCCAGUGGUCAGUCCAUACUCACAAAGGACCUGGGGAUCCAGAAUUUGCCACCCUGCUGGCACCACCCCACGUUGCUCUUUCUCAGGCAGUGUGCAGGGUAGAGCUGGUGGGUCUGUGCUUGCUGGCAGACACCACCACCACCACCACCACCACCUCACCCUCCUCCUCCUCCUCCACUGGCAUCUGGUGCCAGACAUUGCAGAUGUGUGAGAGCUGCCUGGGUCCCUUUCCUGUGCAAGCUGCAGAGGUUCCAGAGGACAUUCUGUCCAGGCAUCCCACUUUGGGUAUCCCAUCUGGGUAUCCCAUCCACCCCAUUCAUCCAUCCCACUCAUGUAUCCCACCCAUCUCCCCCACCCAGGCAUCCCCCUGCACACCAUGGCAUUUUUCCUGGGAUGCAGGGCCCGGCAGUCACCCACCACUCUGGGUGCCCCAGCCCUGGAUCACAGCAGAGCCAAAGGCUGGAUGUCCCACCCCAGCACUGUUUUGGGGAAGGUGGCUCACUCGGAUGCUGUGUUCCCAUCCCGGUUGAGGUGUUGGCACAGGAGCUGUUGGUGCACAGCCGGAUCCGCCUGUCUCCAGAAGCAGGAAAGCACCCUGGGAAGGCAGUGCUGUGGAUGUCUUACCACAAUCUCGGGCUAAGAGACACUCUUAGCCCUUUCUAGGGGAACAGAAUCAAAAAUUAAUAAACCUGUCAAGCUCACUCAGACACCAGUUUUCCUCUGCUUUGCUUCCCCACCCUCCCAGCACUGGAGCCACAGCCUGGCCCGGCAAUGCCACCCUGCACAGCACUGCUGCCUGGAGACCUGCCCCUGCCAGACACCUCUGUGCCACUGGCAGGAGUUAUGCAGGGAUGAAAGAUGGCUCAAAGGCUGUGCCAAGGCACCUGCUUCCCAAAGCCACCUGCCCCUUGCAUUGCACCAACACCCCUCGCCAGGCACUGCUCUUCCAGUAUAGCAGGAAUAUUCCCUAUCCUACAAACCCUCACCUUGCCUCCAGUGCCUCCCCAAGACUCUCUGCACACAACAACUCAUCCCCAUUCAUGCAUUCAGCUGUUGUGACAGUCCUAUGCCCUGUUUCUGCCAGAUCAACCUAAAUCCCCUUUCAACACUGAACAGUCUUCAAGAGAAAAGCGCAGGUUUUGUGGCAUCAGAGGGAAGGGUUAAAAAUCGUUGCUGCCAGAUUGGGAACAGUUACAAAAGGGAAACAUAAAAAUAAAAAUAUGCAUCCCUAAAAUAA